CUUAUUUUUUUGCAAUGCCCUUACAGGAGCAGACAUUGCAUCGGGGCCUGUAUGGAUGGAGUACAUUACCUUUUUAAAGUCCAUGCCGGCUCAAAGCACACAAGAAGAGUCGCAGCGAAUGACUGCUGUGAGGAAAGCAUAUCAAAAAGCUAUUGUUACUCCUACCCAUCAUGUUGAACAGCUUUGGAAGGACUAUGAAAAUUUUGAAAAUUCUGUCAGCCGUGCCCUGGCAAAAGGAUUAGUAUCCGAAUAUCAACCAAAAUAUAACAGCGCAAGGGCCGUCUAUAGGGAACAGAAGAAAUAUGUUGAUGAAAUUGAUUGGAAUAUGCUUGCUGUGCCACCAUCUGGUUCUUAUAAGGAGGAACUGCAGUGGAUGGCGUGGAAAAGAUUUCUAGCAUUCGAAAAAGGAAACCCUCAAAGAAUAGAUAGUACUUCAGCCAACAAACGAAUUGCUUUCACAUAUGAGCAGUGCCUCAUGUAUUUAUAUCAUUAUCCGGAUAUAUGGUACGACUAUGCUACAUGGCAUGCAAAAAGUGGUGCAGUAGACUCUGCUAUCAAAGUAUUUCAACGAGCUCUGAAGGCUCUUCCGGAUUCAGAAAUGCUAAAGUAUGCUUAUGCGGAGCUGGAGGAAUCCCGUGGAGCAAUUCAGCCUGCAAAGAAAGUCUAUGAAAGCCUUUUAGGGGAUGGCGUCAAUGCAACAGCACUGUCACAUAUACAAUAUAUUCGCUUUCUAAGAAGAACUGAAGGAGUAGAAGCAGCUCGCAAGUACUUUCUUGAUGCACGUAAAUCUCCGAACUGCACUUACCAUGUUUUCGUAGCUUAUGCCAUGAUGGCCUUUUGUCUUGACAAAGAUCCAAAGGUUGCACACAAUGUUUUUGAAGUAGGGUUGAAACGCUUUAUGCACGAACCUGGAUACAUACUUGAGUGAGUUUUUUUUGCCUUUUCUGCUAUCUUAGAACUACACUCUUAUAAUGCUAUAAUAAUACGCAUGUUGGCACGGAUAUCACUGUCAAAGUUGGUUAUUG
Molecule: messenger RNA, 1025 nt
Organism: Camellia sinensis
Lineage: Eukaryota; Viridiplantae; Streptophyta; Magnoliopsida; Ericales; Theaceae
Source: RefSeq, a predicted model, not a curated record